Molecule: messenger RNA, 4527 nt
Organism: Lethenteron reissneri (Far Eastern brook lamprey)
Lineage: Eukaryota; Metazoa; Chordata; Hyperoartia; Petromyzontiformes; Petromyzontidae
Product: signal transducing adapter molecule 1-like
Biological process (GO): protein transport to vacuole involved in ubiquitin-dependent protein catabolic process via the multivesicular body sorting pathway
Cellular component (GO): ESCRT-0 complex
Molecular function (GO): ubiquitin binding; phosphatidylinositol binding
Source: RefSeq, a predicted model, not a curated record
UCACACCUCCCGGGUAUCCCCGCCGACACGCAGCCACCAAUUCUCUCUCCGCCUCGUCGCCUCCGUCGUCGUCGUUGCUGCUGUUCCAACGUCUCUCGCUAUCGUCGACCCAACUUGUUGUUGUUGUUCAAUAAUUUAGAUUGCUAAGAUGCCGCUCUUCUCGCCCACCAACCCGUUCGACGGCGACGUGGAACGAGCAACUAGUGAAAGCAACUCAACCGAAGACUGGUCUCUAAUCACAGACAUCUGCAGUCAAGUUGAAGCAUCUCCCAAUGGGUCCAAAGACUGCUUAAUGGCAAUCAUGAAGAGAGUACAGCACAAGGUUCCUUUGGUGGCUAUGCAUUCUCUGACACUGCUGGAGGCUUGUGUGUCAAGUUGUGGGAAGCCCUUCCAAGUGCAGAUUUGCUCGAAGGAAUUCUCCGAUGAAGUCACGAAGGUUCUGGAGAAGGCACAUCCGAAGGUGUGCGAUCGAUUAAAGGCAAUGCUGGUGGAGUGGUGGGAGAAGUUUAAGAAUGACUCCCAGAUGUGUCUCCUCUUCUUCAUCAUCAAGAAUCUAAAGGAUAAGGAAAUUGAGUUUCCGGCCCUUGGCUCAAAGGAGAUGGAGGCUGCUAAGGCUGGCUUUGGAUCCCCUGCAAAGGAGCCUUCAAAAGGUGUGGUCAGGUCAAAGGAGGAAGAUGAUCUUGCAAAAGCCAUCGAGCUUUCUAUCAAGGAGCAAAAGCAGUAUCCUUCAUUGUCCGGUGUUGGAGGCUCCUCCUCUUCCACCACCUCGUCAGUCGGCCCGUCGCUCGCCUCCCCACCGAGCCUGUACCCACAGGCUGUAAUGACAUCCAUCCCGCUCGGAGCACCGAGCGGUGUAGUGCGUAAAGUGCGCGCCUUGUACGACUUCGAAGCAGCCGAAGAUAAUGAGCUGACCUUCAGGGCUGGAGAAAUCUUGACUGUGCUGGAUGACAGCGAUGCCAACUGGUGGAAAGGCGAGACAGAGAGUGGCCUCGGGUUGUUUCCCUCCAACUUUGUGACGGCUGAUCUCACCGCAGAACCAGAGAGUGUGCGAAGGUACGAGAUCAGGGAAGAACCAGAGGAAGUUCCCACUGCCGAACCUGACCCAGAACCCCUGUCUAUUAAUGAGGAGCGCAUGGAUCACGUGCUGCACAUGUUGCAAAGCCUGGAUCCCAAAGAUGAUCGUCCUGAGUCUGCAGAACUACUACGUCUUGAAGAAUCUUGCCACCAGAUGGGGCCGUUGAUUGACCAGAAGUUGGAAGAAAUAGACAGGAAGCACUCGGAGCUCUCGGAGAUGAAUGCAAACCUUGGCGACGCCAUUAGCUUGUACAAUCGGCUGAUGAAGGAGACUCAUUACUACUGCCCCUACUCCAAGGUGCACACCGAGCAUCAGUACUACCCUGGCCAGCAAUCUGCCUCAGGGUCACAGGGUUAUGCUGGGCCAAGCGGGCCUCACUAUGCACCCCCGCAAGGCUACGUGCCCCCCAAUGAACAGCCGGCCCCCUUGAACUCACUGCCACAAUUCCCGACUGCACCUCAUCAUGUCCAGCCGCCCCCACAGCACACAACUAACCCCAGCAUUGGUGUCGGCUCCAUGCCACCUGCAAUGCAGUACGCAUCUCUACCGGCAAUGGCCGGGCAGGCGGCAAGCUACGCUCCCUCGCAUCCGUACGGGACGCCUCCGAUGCCACCAGCCUUUGCUAGCCAACAGCAGCCUUCUGGAUAUCCGCCACAGCAGCAGCAACAGCAAUAUCCAGGAUACCAGGUGCACAAUCAAGUGUCUGUGAACCCAGGUUAUGUGUCUGCACAACCGCUUAUUCAUGCACAGGCCCAACACAUGCACCAGCCUUUGCUGUAAGCGUGUCUCAUAUACAGGUGCUAAGGCAAGAGUCAAGAGUGUCUCCCUACUCAAGCAAUACGACAUCACUCGUCUCUGUUGGUGGCCCAAAGCCCACGUUUAAAAUUACAAAUUCCCAUGGUGGAAGUGAAGUAUCGUUGACUUCCCACAAAAAUGCUACUCAUUUUAUUUAAGCCGGAUAAACGAUGGUCUUAGUCGACCCCCAAGAAAGAUUUGAACUUGUAUAGCCUCAUAUAAUUACGUUAUGCAUUUGUGAGCAUUGGCACCCAGCCAGAUUAUGGAGUCCAUUAUAAAUUGUCCCAAAAAAUUGAUUAAAUACUCCAUUAGCUUGAUAUUUUAAUAUUUCAUUGCCUGGGACUGGGUUUAUCAAACUCUAUUCUCUUUUGGCCAGGAUACAUUAACAAUUGACAAUCGCAUGCAAAGGUGUAGGACCUGAUUAAUUACAAGAAUCUUAAAAAAAAAUUGAUCUGGCUCAUACUAUAUGAUCUAGGAUUUCUACCACUGCUCAGAGCUGCCAACACCGAUGAUCACCACCCUGCACUCAUUUGACUGUGGAGAAAAUUUAUCUUGAAAUGCCUCUGGCUCACGAGAUUAUUUUAGUUUGAGGGUCCUGUAUUGGGGUGUUUUGGCAAAACGUGUUUGUUUUUGGACAAAACUAUGGUACUCGGACAACACACUUGCAUACAAAGGAGCAACUCUGGAGGUCAGUAUCCCGCUUGUUGUACUGUCAUAUACUGGCCACCUCCACAUCCCAGCGCAUUGGGAGUCAAGCGCGUGAUGGUGUCGUUAGUAGAUCUGCCGGCCUUUUACUGUUGCCGUGCUGAAUUCAAGGCUACACGUGGCUACCCUUGGCUGGCAUAUAUUUCAUGACGUAAUCUCGGCAACCAGAACAAAGUAGAAGUUGGUGUGGAAUGAGAACUGGAAUUCGAAGACAAGCGGUUGCUAAGAUGUGAUCCAAGACUGCAAUGAUUUUGUAGUUAAUCCGUUACUUUUUAAACAUCCUGUUUUGAUUCCUUUUGCAUUAUUAACCUUACCUUUAACUACAAUGUGAAAUUUGUAUGGGAUUUAUAUCAACGAUCACAUCAGAGGGCAUUUAAUUACAAUAUAAUUUGACAAAAAAACGUACCAACAAUAAAGUUCUGUACAGCUGCCCUAUUUUCUGAUUUAUUUAUUUUUAUUGGCACAACUCAUUCCAGUAACUCGCUACUGUUUUUGCAUAGCCAUUUCCAAUAAGUCACUUUUGGCAUGGGUGUUGUGACUGAUAUUUUGGUGUAGUUACUGCUGAAAAAAAACAUUCAAUAAUUUUCAUAUAAUUGUUUUAUAAAUUGUCUACACUAUAUUUAAAUAAUGAUAACAAAAAAACUGCUUAAAUGACAACUAUAGUUGUUAUAUCCUGUCCUGAAAAAAAAACGACUGUUGCAGUAAAAUAUGUAAAUAAAUAUCACGGUACACGGAGUUUAAACUGUAUGUGGUUCAUGUUGCCUUGUCUUUUUUUAUAUGAGCAGAAAUGUAUUUAAGAAUGAAUUAAUUUAGCAAGAACUGAUGAUUAUUAAUCUGGCAUUGGCAUUUGUUUGCAAGAAUUUGCGUCUGUCAACUUAGCGGUGACAUUUAUGGCGUAACAAAUUGCUUCUCGGAAUAUGGAUUCCCCAAAGCAGGAGGUAGGUGGUUGGGUGCAUUAACUAAUUCUUGUCAUUGGGUCCAAUGUAACGUUUGAUGGCUUGGCAUUGACGGCGUACUUUAAAAACAGUGUUCUUUGAGUCGAUGAUGGCAUUAGCUGAUAGCCAAACGUAAAUAUAUGCCAUACGCGUAUGGCGUAUGAGUGUUGAGCCUUGCUAAUCUCUCUGUUGGCUGCUUAGAGCCAGCGCUGGAGUAGGGGAGGAGGGGUCCAGAGCCGCAUGCGGCUCUUUAAGGACUGCUUCGUGACGUCAUUUAUGACCACCGUCUCCCAUUGCGGCUCUUGAAAUAUAGAUUGUUUUUUUUACUGAAAUCAAAUACAAAUGGCUAUUCCUGUUAUUCUGGUUGCCGGCCUCUGGCUUGGCGUUUUAUUGAUAUUGGUUUCAGGUUGAUUUGUUGAACCAGGUGAGAACUUCCAAGAGGUCAGGGUGUUUCAUUUUUUUGGUCACUUCCCAAGAAAGUGGUGCGCUUUUUAUUCUACCUAGCAGGAUGGAAAGCACGUGAAAAGUUGAGUCAAUCCAAAUGGCAAGUUCUCGUAUGUUCCUGACUUAUAGCUACAACCCAACGUUUGUGCAACAUCAUUGACACAUCCACAGUUUAAAUUACAAAGAUAAACAGUAAAAGUACUUGAAGGACACUGUUUUGCGCACGUAAAUGCAAGUUUGUUUUGUUUGUAAUUUUCUUCCGGCUUUUUUUUUGUCUAGUGUUUCUAUUCCUUUUGGAAAGCAUAACUCAAAGCAUAAGAAAUAUAAUAAAAAUGUUGUGUAAGUUAAAUGUCUAUUUUAUGUGCGAUGGAGCCAGAAUGUAUACAUUUACUACACACAAUGGUCUGCAACAGUAUGCUUGUAUGGAUUUUAUGGUUUUCAUAUUUAAAGAAUAAUAUGUUAAAUAUAAUAAAACAGUUUUGUUGUAAAAUGAUAUUGUAUGUAAGGUCGUUACCUAUUUUGUUGUAUGUUUAUACUGUAUUUUAUUAUUAAAGGCAACAUUUUGAAGUGUGA